Molecule: messenger RNA, 1590 nt
Organism: Fonsecaea erecta
Lineage: Eukaryota; Fungi; Ascomycota; Eurotiomycetes; Chaetothyriales; Herpotrichiellaceae
Exons: 4
Coding region: 1-1590 (529 amino acids)
Molecular function (GO): iron ion binding; heme binding; oxidoreductase activity, acting on paired donors, with incorporation or reduction of molecular oxygen
Source: RefSeq, a predicted model, not a curated record
AUGGUCUCGUUACUCGUCACGGCGAGCACCGUUGUCCUCUUGCUGGUGGGCAUCUUGAUCCAGCAAUACUCCAACCGUCCGAGAAUCCCUCCUAACGCCAAACUACCCCCAGGUCCAAAGGGCAAGCCGAUCGUGGGCAAUCUCCUCGACAUCCCGCCAAAGCACUCGUGGCUAAAGUUCAAGGCCUGGGCCGAUGAGUAUGGCCCACUCUACCGCAUCUCCAUCUUCGGCCGGAACCUCGUCAUCGUGUCGACCGAGAAGAUCGCCAACGACCUCCUGCGGGAGCGGGGCAACCUGUACUCGUCGCGAGAACAGCUGCCCAUGGCGGCGAGGCUGAUGUCGCAGAACCUGAGGCCGCUAUUCUUGCCGUAUGGAGACCUGUGGCGCCGCGGCCGCAAAGUGAUGCACAACAUGACCAUGCAUGCGUCGGCCACGUCGUACCAGCCGGUCCAAAUCUACGAGUCGGAGCGGCUGCUGUGCGACCUGCUGCGGACGCCGGACAAGUACGAGCAGCUGUUUGAGCGGUACGCGGCAGCCGUGGUGAUGCGGCUGUGCUACGGCAAGACCGUGGACACGGGCGACGAGGCAUACGUGCGCGACAUCCUACAGAUCGUGCAUACGGUGGAGCGCGUUGCGUCGCCGGGCGCCUACCUGGUCGACACGUUCCCGGCGCUGCUGUGGCUCCCGGCGUGGCUGGCGCCGUUCAAGCGUGAGGCGGCGCGGCUGCACGCGUUCGAGAUCAAGGUCUUCCGGGGUUUGUUGCUGGAGGUCCGAGACCAGAUGCAGGCCGGAAAGGGCCCCCGGUGCUUCUCCCGGACGUUCCUCGAGCGCCAGGCCGAGUUCGGGCUCUCGGACGACGAGGGCGCGUACGUGAUCGGCACGCUGUUCGAGGCCGGCGCCGGCACCACCGCGGCGGCCAUGAUGUCGUUCGUGCUGUGCAUGUGCCACCACCCGGAAUGGCAGACCAAAAUCCAGCAGGAGGUCGACGCCGUGGUCGGGGGCGAUGAUGGCCGCGUGCCCGACUUCCGCGACAUCCCUCAGCUGCCCACCUGUCGCGCCGUCAUCAAGGAGGUGCUGCGCUGGAGACCGGUCACGGCCGGCGGCGUGCCACACGAGCUGAUCAAGGAUGAUGUGUACGAUGGGUAUUUCCUGCCGGCGGGGACCAACGUGCACGCGAACCAGUGGGCCAUCCACCGCGACCCGGACCUCUACCCGGACCCGGAAACCUUCAACCCGGCGCGCUGGCUCUCGCCGGCCUUCCCGACCACGUACCGCGAGCCGCUGACCAAGUUCCCCAACCUGCAGAACUACUCGUGCUUCGGGUUCGGGCGCCGCAUCUGCCCGGGCAUGAACAUCGCCGAGAACUCGCUGCACCUGCUGGUGGCGCGCAUCGCGUGGGCCGCGCACAUCACCCCCCGUGCAGGCCAGCCGCCGCCGCCGCUGUACGACUACACCGCCGGCUUCAACGUGCAGCCCCGCCCCUUUGCGUUUGACCUCAAGCCGCGCAGUCCACAGAGGGCCGCGCGCGUGGAACAGGUCUGGGAGGCCGGACGGCGGAGGGAUCCCUUGGACGAGGUGUAUACUUUGUAA